AUGGGAAAAAUCCGAGCCGAAAUUUUGGCAAGGGUUGAAAAAUUAGCAAAAACCAAGCUGAACGGGAGAAACAUGUUCAAGGCGAUAAAUAUGUUUGCAGUGUCCCUCCUGAAUUACUACACUGGAUUGCUAAGACUUUUACCGGAUGAUUUCGAGGCACUAGACUUGGACAUCCGCAAAAUACUGGUAAAACAUAGGAUACAUUACCUGAAUGCAUCCCCUGAAAGACUCUACCUUAAAAGAGAUCAAUGCGGACGGGGACUAGCAUCAGCAACCUUUAGAUCUGAAAAGAUGUUGCUAACAUUCUGGGACACCUUGAGAAAAGGUAGUGAGACAUCCAGACGCCGUGCAUUGAUAAUGAAAAUUGAAAAUGAAGACCUCACCCAUAUGUCACGCAUAGAAGGAUUUGUCAGAUGCAAAGGAGAAACUGCUACUGUAGACAACAUGGCCACAUGUUCAAUCUAA
This is a messenger RNA of Theileria equi strain WA, 465 nucleotides long. RefSeq lists its product as hypothetical. Lineage: Eukaryota; Apicomplexa; Aconoidasida; Piroplasmida; Theileriidae. Bases 1 to 465 code for a protein of 154 amino acids. The transcript has a single exon. The record is from RefSeq and is a predicted model, not a curated record.